AUGAGGCCCCAGACAGCAAGCACAUUUGCCGCCACUGCGCGAUGGAGCAUACAACCCGCCGCUGCUACGCCUGCAAGCGCAUGCGGAAGAGCUGCAGCGUAUAGACGGAUAUCAACACUACCAAGAACAUCGCAAGUCUCCUCCACACGCACAUCACUAGCGUCCACAUCUACACCCUCCUCCCAACGCUUCCUCCGCAGCGAAUUCUUGCCCCAAGAUGUUCUCUUCCGCACGUCAUCCGCAUACGUCCGCCACUUCUCUUCUCGGCCCGCCCUGUACGAGCAAGCGCAAAAGCAAAAAGACGUAAAGGACCAAGAGCCUGACCCCACCAAAUCAACAGCCUCCGAGGGUAGCACCUCAGAGCAGGCUGCAGGCGACCAGGCAAAGAAAGAGGGCGAGGAAGCCAAGGAGAAGAAGGACGGAGAGGAAGAAGCUGGUGAACAGAAGGAGGGCGAAGAGGGCCAGAAGAAAGAGAAGAAGGAUGCGCCCCCACCUCCACCCCACGGCGACAAGACACCAUGGCAGGUCUUCACCGAGACCUUGAAGCAAGAGUUCCAGGCCUCGAAAGACUGGAACGAGGGUACAAAGCAGUUGGGUGGUGCGCUGCACGACUUCCAGCAGAACCCAAACGUCCAGAAGGCUGGCCAGAUCUCUGAGGCUGCCAAGACAAAGACCACGGAGGCAUUGAAGGCGACGGCAUCAGCUGUUGGUCACGGUGCGGCGUGGACAUGGGACACUAUGCCCGUCAAGGGCGUUCGUGCUGCUGCGAGGGUCACUGGUACCGGACUUGAAUACGCAACUCGGCCAGUCCGACAGACCAAGGCCUUCCAAGCUGUGAAGGAAACAAUCGACGAUGGCAGCUCGUCAAGAUACGGCGGUUGGGUCGAGAAGGAAGAGCGCAGGAAGAGGCGAGAGCUGCGCGAACUCAACGAACUCCAGCGGACUGGCGGUAAACCCCUGGGCCCAAUGGAGGAGGACCCAAAUGCUGGCACAAACGUUACCCUUCACAAAGACGCCAAGUACAAGGAAGUCUGGAGAGAAUGGAAGGACAACUCCAAGCUUGCCCAAGGCUUCUUCAACAUGAAGACCGUCUACAGGGAGUCCGACAACGCCAUCAUCGAGACCGCUCGUAGCAUCUCCGACCGCAUCACCGGCUUCUUCGCCGAAAACGAGACGGCCAUGGUCAUCAAGAGGUUCAGAGAGAUGGACCCCAACUUCCAGAUGGAGCCCUUCCUGACCGAGAUGCGCGAAUACAUCCUCCCAGAAGUCCUGGACGCAUACGUCAAGGGCGACAUUGCCGUCCUGAAGGAGUGGCUAUCAGCAGCGCAAUACUCAGUAUACGCAGCGCUCAUGCAACAAUACCAGGCUGCUGGCCUCAAGUCUGACGGAAAGAUUGUCGACAUCCGUGGUGUCGACGUUCUGAACGCAAAACUACUGGAGCCAGGAGAGAUCCCCGUCUUCAUCCUCACCUGCAGAACCCAAGAAGUGCACGUCUACCGCAACGCCAAGUCCGGUGAACUGGCCUCCGGCAUGGACGACAAGGUCCAGCAAGUCACAUACGCUAUCGGUGUCACCAGGAUACCAGAAGACGUCAACAACCCCGAGACACGAGGAUGGAGGUUGAUCGAACUGCAGAAGAGUGCCAGGGAUUACUACUGA
This is a messenger RNA of Alternaria triticimaculans, 1659 nucleotides long. RefSeq lists its product as uncharacterized. The coding region runs from base 1 to 1659 and encodes 552 amino acids. The record is from RefSeq and is a predicted model, not a curated record. Gene Ontology annotation, cellular component: mitochondrial inner membrane. Lineage: Eukaryota; Fungi; Ascomycota; Dothideomycetes; Pleosporales; Pleosporaceae. Gene Ontology annotation, molecular function: protein-folding chaperone binding. The transcript is spliced from 2 exons. Gene Ontology annotation, biological process: protein import into mitochondrial matrix.